AAGAAAUGAUCAAAAAACAAACGGAAACUCUGUUAAGAAAAAUAUUUUAUUUAAAAAAAAUUAUUUUUUUCUAAAAUUAAAUACAAUAUUGAUCUUGAACUUUUUGAUAAACCCUGGUAUGAUGUAUUAGUGUUGAUCUCCAUUCAAAUUUAAUUUAAACAUCACCGUCAAAUCCGAAUAAUCUCAAUACUUUAUCAGGAAAAGUUAAAAUCGUUUUAAAAUCCACGACCUCUGACAUUGCAAUUUCGGAGUAACCACUUCUAUGCAAUUCUCAUCGGUCCGUAAGCCUCCAAUAAGUACUUGUCAAUCAUCUCGCCAAAAAUCGACCAACGUAGUCCAUCCUGAGCGCACCAAUUUUCUACCUAACCUAAUUGGCAACGUCGCUUCAGAAGUGGCCCGACACUACCAGCAACUGACAUCGCUUUAGCCGCUCUAGACAGUCGACGGUCGACGUCACGCCAUGGCAGGUUAGAGCGAGUAGUACAAAAACAGUCCACAGCCACCCACUACCAAUACAUACUUUUACUUUAAUAUCAUCAUCUUGUGUAUUUGUUACUAACACGUGCGAUCGCAGUGCCGCCAUAUUGUGGUUCCGGGUACCUACACUGCUGACAGUACCGUUAGAUUUCGGCGGUAGACAGUGGUUCCUAAUAUUCAAACGUCUAAUGCGGAAUCUCGAAUUUUGCGAAUCAGUGUCGGCUGCUUCUAUUAGAUUCAGAGUGCUGUGAUUUUAGUGCGUUUUCGAACGCAUUGCGUAAUCAAUGACAGAAAGUGUGGUAAUCGUCAGGAGAGAUGGGAAGUGAGCAUUACUGCCUGAGGUGGAACAAUCAUCAGAGCAACCUCCUCGGCGUCUUUAGUCAGUUGUUGAGAGACGAAAGCCUAGUCGACGUCACUCUGGCCUGCUCGGAGGGCCACUCGAUCAGAGCUCACAAGGUAGUGCUGUCCGCUUGCUCUUCCUAUUUCCAGACGCUGUUCGUCGACCACCCCAGCAGGCAUCCCAUUGUUAUCCUGAAGGACGUGCGGUUUUCCGAGCUCAGGACACUCAUCGAGUUUAUGUACAAAGGCGAAGUUAACGUCGAAUAUUGUCAGUUGUCAGCUUUACUCAAAACAGCCGAAAGUCUUAAAGUUAAAGGUCUCGCAGAAAUGACUCGAGAAUACAAACCACUCCCAGAACAAACCGAACCAAAAGAACUCACCACCAAGCGUUCGCUCAGCCACAACCAGUCCCGACCUAUUACACCAGAUGAGCUAGAGGACUCACAAAACUCACCAUCCUCCGUACAAAAUCUUCGAAUAUGUAAAUCUCCUUCAGAAAGAGACAGAGAGCGCGACCGGGAGCGAGAAAGGGACAAUAGAGAUAGAGAAAAAGAUAGAGAGGUAGAGAAAGAAGAAAAAUUGUCUCCUUCAGGGGAGAGUAACUCCCAACCAAUUUCUAAUGAUUUCGGUGCUAGUGAUAUGGGCAUACACAAUAGUAAUAAUUUGGUAGCAACUUGUUCCUCGCUCGUUUUACCGAGUCCCUUGUGCAAUAGAUUGUCACCGUCUGUUAAUCAUGAACCCAUACCUGGUCCCUCGAAUUUGCCUCCAGUCCAACAAGUGCCUCUGAGUCUAAAAAAAGAAGUUGAUUGGGGAGGAGGAGAAGAUAAAAAGCCUCCCAUUGAAAGUCCAUCAGAAUUUUCACGGAUUCAAGAUUCGAGCUCCAUGGAAACUGAUCGUGAAACAGACCGAUGCAUUGGUUCGCCCGUCCCAGACCGUCCCUCAAGCACCCAAAGCAGCAGAUCCUCGACCCCCUUUGCUUUACCUUUUCCCACUCUACCAACUUCCUUUCUGGAGGUUGGUUUAAUGCACAGCGCGCUCUUAGGAGAAGAGAUGUUUCGUUGUUCGUCAUGUAUGGCCGCAUUUCCGUCUUUAUGGUUGCUGGAACAGCAUACAGCAUUGCAGCACAUUGGAUCUAUUAGCUCGUUAGAGAAGCCUUUCGUUUGUGAACAAUGUGGACAAAGUUACAGGUAUAGAUCAGCCUACGUGAAGCAUCGCGAACAAAACCACCGCGCAAGGCUUCCGGCUGAUAAACUCUUUUCGUGUGAUGUAUGUGGAAUGCAAUUUAGAUAUCUCAAGUCCUUUAAGAAACACAGACUAAACCAUGCUUUGGAAAAAUUGCACGGGAAGAGUACCGAAUUACCCAAAGAAGCCAAGUCCACUGACGAAGAUGCAGAAGAUGUCAAAAGCAUCCAUGAAAAUAGCAACGAUCACGUGUCCAGCUCAAAUGAAACUAUCAACGUUGAGGAGGAGAACAGUCCAAUUGUUGUUAAAAAAGAAGUUGCUGAUGAAAUGGUCGGUGAAGGUACAUCCUCAGAUGCAGAAAAAACAGAAGCAGAACAGGACGACACUAUCGACUCCAUAGCCUUUUCUUGCCAAGGUACCUCCGGCUACCCUCCUGAUCUUCUACGAACCUCCGAAACGUCGAUCAUAAACUUCUUAAGAGCAGAUUCGGCGGAAAGGCAACGAGAGCGCAGAUUCGCCUGCCCGUUUUGCGGGAAAUGCGUGCGCAGCAAGGAAAACCUCAAGUUGCACGUGCGCAAGCACACAGGUGAGCGCCCGUUCGUUUGUUUGUUCUGUGGUAGGGCAUUUGGUGGCAAGAGCGAUCUCACCCGCCAUCUCAGAAUACACACCGGGGAGCGGCCGUACCACUGUGAUAUGUGUGGAAAAUGUUUCGCUAGGGCUGAUUAUCUAUCGAAACAUCUCACCACCCACAUUAAUACACCUCGUUAAAUGACUUUUGCGGAUAUUGCUUUAAAAAAAGUUAGACCUAAUAGGUACCUAAUAGUGAAAUCAUCACAAAACAAUAAAUAUAAAUGAUAUUGUAAUAUUAUCUUAUAAACUGGUUAUUUUAUUAUAGAUGUUUUAAAAUAAACUUACGUUGUACUUUAAAAUACUAUAAAGUACUCUCAAUUUAUUGGUGUUUAACAAUUAUAUUGUGGCGCUGAAGCUAUUUUGUAUGUCAUUUUUAUGUUCACUAGUAUAUUUUUGAGCAAUAAACAAAUAGGUUGAACCGACAAUACCAUAUUCUGUGAUUUUUCAACAGCACUUACACCUGUUUAGUCCGUUUAUUUCAACUAUUGAACAUCCAACUGCAUAAACCUAGUACUAUGGAGUUGGUUAAAGGGCUUCUAGUGCAGCUUGUCCAAUUCUACCUCAAACUCCUCGUUGAUACGGAUACCCACAUGAAGUCGUCUAUCGUUGGUCAUCUAGAAGCCCAGAACUGCUUAGCGUUGCUCCCUAAGUUCUUUAUUUAUAUUUAUAUAGACGUCACUUUCACAUCUCCACAUACAGUCUCUACAAGUUAGCAGCGCUCUGGUCUGAGGUUAGGCAGUUCUCUUAAUGUUGUUCUGGAGCUAUUUCCUUGUGGCAUUUUUAUAAUCAACUAUUUUCAAUGGGA
Molecule: messenger RNA, 3433 nt
Organism: Diabrotica virgifera virgifera (western corn rootworm)
Lineage: Eukaryota; Metazoa; Arthropoda; Insecta; Coleoptera; Chrysomelidae
Product: zinc finger protein 358-like
Exons: 8
Coding region: 793-2766 (657 amino acids)
Biological process (GO): regulation of transcription by RNA polymerase II
Cellular component (GO): nucleus
Molecular function (GO): protein binding
Source: RefSeq, a predicted model, not a curated record